Molecule: messenger RNA, 2052 nt
Organism: Trichoplax adhaerens
Lineage: Eukaryota; Metazoa; Placozoa; Uniplacotomia; Trichoplacea; Trichoplacidae
Exons: 14
Coding region: 1-2052 (683 amino acids)
Biological process (GO): intracellular iron ion homeostasis; transmembrane transport
Cellular component (GO): mitochondrial inner membrane
Molecular function (GO): ABC-type transporter activity; ATP hydrolysis activity; ATP binding
Source: RefSeq, a predicted model, not a curated record
AUGGCGGCAAUCAUACGAACGGGGACAUAUGGAAUUCUAGUUGCACGAAGUCAAUGGACUCUAGCGCAUAAUAAUACUGCCUGGCGAUCAAGUAUGAAACGAUUUUCUAGGCUACGUUUCAAUCACAUAACUACUACUCGUAAAACAUUUCAUGGAGCGUCCACUGUCGGCGGCCCUGGACCAGGCCUUGGCAAAGUUGCCGUGACAGACGCAUCGGAACUAAACUCAUUAGCAAUAAUUAAAACUAUGUUGAGAUUUAUUUGGCCUAAGAAUAAAAUAGGUUUAAAAGCACGUGUUAUAGGAUCAUUGAGCCUGCUAGUUGGUGCUAAGCUCUUGACCCUCCAAGUUCCUUUCCUUUUUAAACACGCUGUGGAUCAUUUGAACAAUGUUACCAACAACACAUUAAACAUGAAUGAGCCAAUAAUGGCAAUCUUUACAGUUUCUACUGCGUUACUGAUUGGCUAUGGAAUAGCAAGAGCUGGAGCUGCAUUAUUUAGUGAAUUACGCAAUGCUAUUUUCGCCAAAGUAGCUCAUGAUUCUGUUAGAACGAUUGCCAAGAAUUCAUUUCGCCAUUUGCAUUCCCUUGACCUUAAAUUUCAUCUUGGACGCAAUACGGGAGCUCUUUCCAAAGCCAUUGAUCGUGGCACGAGGUCUGUAAAUACUGUCUUGAGUGCGUUGUUAUUUAACGUGUUCCCUACUAUUCUCGAAGUGUCUCUAGUGUCUGGAGUUUUGGCAUAUAAAUGCGGCCAGCCGUUUGUCUUGGUUACUAUGGGCACUAUUGCUGCGUAUGCAGUAUUUACCUUAGGUAUAACGCAAUGGAGAACAAAAUUUAGAGCUCAAAUGAACGCAGCUGAUAACGAAAGUGGCUCUAAGGCAAUCGAUUCACUAAUUAACUAUGAAACUGUUAAAUAUUUUAACAACGAAGCACACGAAGCAGAACAAUAUAAUAAACAUUUGAUAAAAUUUGAAGAGGCUUCUCUAAAGACAUCAACUAGUCUUUCAACACUAAAUUUUGGCCAACAUAUGAUAUUUAGUGUCGGUUUAACAGGAAUGAUGCUAUUAGCCAGUCAAGAAAUAAUUGCAGGAACCAUGACAGUAGGAGAUUUAGUCAUGGUAAAUGGAUUACUUUUUCAACUAUCUAUUCCACUAAAUUUCCUCGGUUCAGUUUAUCGAGAUGUUCGUCAAUCGCUCAUUGACAUGCAAACAUUAUUCAACUUAAUGGAUGUCAAGUCUUCCAUCCGAGAUAAAGCAGAUUCAAAGGUUAUGAAUAUUGACGCAUCUAACUCCAAUAUCGAAUUUAAAGACGUUAUCUUCGAGUAUGAGGAUGGCCGUAAAAUCCUAGAUGGCAUAUCGUUUACUGUAGCUGCAGGAAAAACAGUAGCAAUUGUUGGUGGAAGUGGUUCAGGAAAAUCGACCAUCCUAAGAUUAUUAUUCCGCUUUUAUGAGCCCCAAAGAGGACAGAUAUUAAUUAAUGGAUGUAAUAUAAACGAUAUUACCUUGCAUAGCUUACGGAAAGCUAUUGGUGUAGUACCUCAAGAUACAGUCUUAUUUCAUAAUACAAUCUUCUAUAACAUUAACUACGGUAUGCUUUCUGCGUCUGAGGAUGAUGUCCUUGCAGCUUCUCAUAUGGCUGACUUACACCAUAGCAUAUUACAAAUGCCUAAAGGUUAUGAUACAUUAGUUGGUGAACGCGGUCUUAAACUGUCAGGCGGUGAAAAACAGCGGGUGGCUAUUGCAAGAACUAUUCUAAAGAAUCCACCAAUUAUUUUCUACGACGAAGCUACUUCAAAUUUAGAUUACAUUACCGAACAGACAAUAAUGGAAUCUCUAAAGAAAGUAACCAAAGGCAAAACAUCGAUUUACGUAGCUCAUCGCCUAUCAACAAUUACCGAUGCUGACGAAAUUUUAGUAUUAGGAAACGGACGCGUUUUAGAAAGAGGAAAUCAUGAAUCGCUUUUAAGCGAUCCAAGUACUUACUAUUCAUAUCUAUGGAAUAGCCAAAUGAGAUCAAAUAGUAAAAAAAGUAACGGUUCGACGCAGAAGUUGGAUUAA